GUUGUGACUUUUUUUUUAACAGGCUCAGAACAAAGAAACGAAAGUGCUGGCUGCUGCAAAGGUGAUUGAUACAAAAUCAGAAGAAGAGCUUGAAGAUUACAUGGUAGAGAUCGAUAUUUUGGCAUCCUGUGACCAUCCUAACAUUGUUAAGCUCCUAGAUGCCUUCUACUAUGAAAACAAUCUGUGGAUCCUGAUCGAAUUUUGUGCAGGUGGAGCAGUAGAUGCAGUAAUGUUGGAGCUUGAAAGGCCAUUAACAGAGCCGCAGAUCAAAGUGGUGUGCAGGCAGACACUGGAAGCGUUGAACUACUUGCAUGAAAAUAAGAUCAUCCACAGAGAUCUAAAAGCUGGCAAUAUUCUUUUCACAUUGGAUGGAGACAUUAAACUAGCGGAUUUCGGAGUAUCAGCUAAGAACACAAGAACCAUACAAAGAAGAGAUUCUUUUAUCGGAACACCAUACUGGAUGGCUCCAGAAGUAGUAAUGUGUGAGACAUCUAAAGACAGGCCUUACGAUUACAAGGCUGACAUUUGGUCUCUUGGCAUUACUUUAAUUGAAAUGGCUCAAAUAGAGCCACCUCACCAUGAAUUGAAUCCAAUGCGAGUGCUCCUGAAAAUAGCAAAAUCUGAUCCACCUACAUUAGCACAGCCUUCUAAAUGGUCAUCGGAUUUUAAAGACUUUCUGAAGAAAUGUUUGGAAAAGAAUGUAGAUUUGAGGUGGAGUGCAACCCAACUCCUACAGCAUCCAUUUGUUACUGUUACUUCCAAUAAGCCAAUAAGAGAAUUGAUUGCAGAAGCUAAGGCAGAAGUUACGGAAGAAGUGGAAGAUGGUAAAGAUGAGGAUGAAGAAGAGGAAACAGACAAUUCUCUGCAGUUACCUGCAGACAAGCGUGCAUCUUCUGACCUUAGUAUUGCCAGCUCUGAAGAGGAUAAGCUCUCACAGAAUGCCUCUGUUCUGGAAUCACUUUCUGAGAAAACAGAAAGUAAUGCAAUUGAGGAGAAAAGCAACACUAUAUUUCCAGAUGGUAAAACAAUUGAAGAUGACUCUCAGGACAUUAAAGUUAGGAAAACAGCUGAAAGCAUACCUGAUGUUGUUGGUGGUGAUAUCAAAGUGCAGAAUGGUUCUGUGCCAACUGGUGAAGUUGAGGAAGGCAAAAUAUUGCCAGCUGAAAAGAAUACAGAAAGUCCGGAAGCAACAGCUGAAGAUGCAGAACCUCAGAAAGGAAGGAAAGAACUUGAUGCAGUAACAAUAUCAGAAAUAAAGGAUGAACACAACUUAAAAACGGAGAAAGAAAAUGACAUAGGAAAUGAACAAAGAGAGGAAAAUGAACUGAAAGUAGUUCCUAGAGUUGAUGACAGUGUAGAAACUGGAGAAGCCGUUUCUGAGGAAACUGGUGAAAAAGAAGAGGAAAUCAGAAUAGAUCUCCCAGAGAGUGAAAAUGAAAAGGUCACUGCAGAAAAUAUCAUAGAGCAAAAGGAAGAUGAAGACGAAGCUCAGAAAGAGACAAUAACAGAUGUCACUACAGACUCUGUACCUAGUGCUGAGGAUAAAGUGUCAGAUGAAGAAAAGGAACUCAUAAAGCAUGGAAUUGAAAACAUUAAGGAGAUAGGUGGUAUUGCUGAAACACAGAUCAGCGAUGGGGAUAAAAUACCUGAGACGUCGGAUAAGCCAGUGGAAAGUCAGGCUAAGCAGGUCCUUGAGAUAAUCAGCUCUGAAGAAACUCUAUCAGAAAGCCAAGAUAAAGAGAUCAAAGUGGAGGAGAAGCUGGCAGAAAGUGAAAAUGAGAAUAUCUGUAAAAUAAGUAGCAUGGAGGAAAUGGAGAGCAAAGACUCUGGAGAAGAUGAUGUAGGCCAGAAGGCAAAACAGGACAAGCCUGAGGAGAUUUCUCAUAAAAUGGUGGAUGAACAGACUGAGAUGGACCAGAAUCCAGAAGAGCACGGAGCUGAGAAUAUCCAGGAAAACAAUAUCCGAAUGGGCAAAGAGCAACCAGAAGUUUCUUCUGAUAAAAUAAUGAAGAACAAGCUUCAAGACACUACCAGCAAACAAGCUGAUGACUCUGAACUCACUCCAGUUCCCAGUAUUAGUAUUAGCACUGAAGAAAAUAAUGGGAAGGUCAAAAUAGAUAAUCAAGACAGUACUGAAACGUUACAGCAGCUAGAAUCUGAGAACCUGAAGGAAAAUGAUGCAGAUUCAGGCACGGGUUCUACUGCAGAUAACAGCAGCAUUGAUUUGAACUUGUCAAUUUCUAGUUUCCUCAGUAAAAACAAGGAGACAGGAUCAAUAUCUUUACAGGAAACCAGGAGACAGAAGAAAACUUUAAAGAAAACUCGGAAGUUUGUUGUUGAUGGAGUAGAAGUGAGUGUAACAACAUCCAAAAUAGUUACUGAAAAUGACUCCAAAAGUGAAGAAAUGAGAUUUCUGCGGCGUCAGGAGCUGAGAGAACUGAGGCUUCUUCAGAAAGAGGAGCAGAGAGCCCAACAGCAGCUCAGCAAUAAGCUCCUGCAACAGCGGGAACAGAUGUACAGGCGUUUUGAACAGGAAAUGACAAGUAAGAAGCGGCAGUACGACCAAGAAAUAGAGAAUCUGGAGAAGCAACAGAAGCAGACAAUAGAGCGCUUGGAGCAGGAGCACACAAAUCGGUUACGAGAUGAAGCGAAGCGCAUCAAAGCAGAGCAGGAGAAAGAGCUGUCCAAAUUCCAGAACAUGCUGAAGAACAAGAAGAAGGAGGUUUUUUGUGAAGUGGAGAAAGCACCAAAAGAGCUGAGAAAAGAGCUCCUGAAACGCAAGAAAGAGGAGCUUGCACAAAGCCAGCAUGCUCAGGAGCAGGAGUUUGUACAGAAGCAGCAACAAGAACUGGAUGCAUCUCUGAAGAAAAUUAUUCAGCAGCAAAAGACAGAACUAGCCACUAUUGAACGAGAUUGCCUCAACAGCAAACAGCAGCUCAUGAGAGCUCGCGAAGCUGCCAUCUGGGAGCUGGAGGAGCGACAUCUACAAGAGAAACACCAGCUCCUCAAACAGCAACUGAAGGAUCAGUACUUCAUGCAGAGGCAUCAGCUGCUUAAGAGGCAUGAAAAGGAAACAGAACAAAUGCAGAGAUACAACCAGCGCCUUAUUGAAGAGCUAAAGAACAAGCAAACUCAGGAAAGAGCCAGACUGCCUAAGAUCCAGCGAAGUGAAGCAAAGACUCGAAUGGCUAUGUUUAAGAAAAGUUUAAGAAUUAAUUCAUUAGCCUCUCCAGAUCAAGAUCGUGAAAAGAUUAAGCAGUUUGCAAUCCAAGAAGAAAAGAGACAGAAAAAUGAGAGACUGGCGCAGCAUCAGAAACAUGAAAAUCAAAUGCGGGACCUUCAGUUGCAGUGUGAAGCAAACAUCAGAGAACUGCAUCAGCUACAGAAUGAAAAAUGCCAUCUACUGGUUGAACACGAGACUCAGAAGCUCAAAGAACUAGAUGAAGAGCACAGCCAAGAACUGAAGGAAUGGAGAGAGAAACUGAGACCAAGAAAAAAGACGCUGGAAGAAGAAUUUGCCAGAAAACUGCAGGAACAGGAAGUUUUCUUUAAAAUGACUGGAGAAUCUGAAUGCCUUAACCCUUCAACACAAAGCCGGAUUUCCAAAUUCUACCCAAUCCCCAGCCUUCACUCAACUGGGUCGUAACUCUGGGAACUGCUGCAGGUUUUUCAUAUUUGGAAUUCUUCGUUUCUUCAUCCUUGUCGUCUAAUGUGAUCUAACUGCAGUGUGCAUUAAAGGACCUGGCACUUUUUGUUUUCUGUGGAGACAAUCAGUGUCAUGAUCACUUUUUUUUUUUUUUCUUUUAAACUUCUUUGAAUGGAAGAAAGGAGAAAAGGAGUUGCUGCAUAAUGGUAAUGUGACGUCCUGCAGAUGUUUCAAGAAUACGUGUUUUUUUUUAAUCUCGGUCUCAAAGUAAGUUAUCUAUGGUUUUGACUUUAAGAAAGUAAGUCUAGAACGAGAAUUAUAAUAUUUCUUAUCACAAAAAAAUGUUUAUGUGAAUUUUUAAACGGUGUAAUAUUAGUUCUGCUACUGUGUUUUCAAGUCUCAUUUCUACACAAGAGAAUUCCAGGACUGAAACUGCCCUGAGGGGUUUAAAAUGUUACAGUCUUGAGCAGUGUUCUCAGAGCAAGGACUGAAGCAGAUUACUCAGAGCAUGCCAAUAACCAAAAAAUGAACCCUUGUGCUUACAUGAUUGGUAACAGUGAAAGCCUUUGCAACUUUUUUAAAAGAGAAACCUCUGGCAUAAAUUAAAUUGAGCUGAUCUCCAUUGUGCGUUUUGUCCAUUAGUUCCAUAAUGAAAUGGGGUGCUAGUUUAAUAAAGACAGUGCCUGAAACACUUUGGUAUGCUAAUCCUGGUGACAGGGUGGUGUUUUGUCAUUUAAAAACAAAACAAAUACUCCAUUGCAUUGCUGUUACUGUACAAAACAGAAGAUUUCUUGCUGCUACUGCCAUUUUUGUUGUAAAUCCUCACCCUAAAAUAUUUUGCACUAAAAUACAUAAAGGUGAAAGAAAUGCUAACUUUAAAAUACAUGAUUUAUUAAUUUCCUUAUUUCCAACCUAUUACAGGUGAUUUUUUCUACAAAUGGAAAACCUGUAGAAUGUAUUUUUUAGAAAGCAAUGUGCAAAAUGCACGUGGUCUCUCUAACUGUACCUGUAAAGGGUAGAGUCAUCUUUCUGUUCUCACCAAAGCCUGUUUGUUUAAACUCCAUCAGAGCAUGGAGGUGGGUGGUCAUUUUUACAGGUAACCAUAGCAGAGUCUUGAUUUGAUUGCAAGUGUUAAGAGUUGGUUGUUUUGUUGUUGUUGCUUUAGUCAUUUUAUUUUAUAGAAAGAUUUAAGUUAAAUAUAUAGACAAAAUUCUUAAUGAAGCUGAGUUUUUUGUUGUUGGUUUUGUUGUUGUUUUUUUUUGCUUUUGUGUUGCCACAUACUAACAUAGAUGGUUUUUAUUUUUCAAGUUUAUAGAUGUACAAUAAGUUAUUUACCUGACUGAUCUGCAGUGAAAAAAGUCUGAAAUGUUUCUUAUAUAGCUGGUAGGGAAAUAAGUGUGUUAGGUCACUUUUACUGCACUCCUUUUGGUGGCAGUCAUAUCGAGACAGUACUGUAAGCUGUACUUUGGUAUGCCGUGUGAAAUUUGUAAAAUAGUAUUUACUUUGUUAUUUGAGGCCUAACUUCCUAUUCUCUUUGGGCAUCAACUGUAACAUUUGUUUUGCUAGCUCGCAUUAAAUGUGAAGCUGGUGAACGUGAUAUGGUGUUCAUUUCGUGGGAACAGCACUGAUGCAUGUGAAUGAACUCUUAGGUUAACAUAGGAUUUGAAUCAGAUACGGUUGAAAACUUGGAUGCUGAAAUCUUUGGAUGCUGAAGCUAUACUUUCUCAAUGAAGACACUUAACAUUUACAGCACAGUAUCAACAGUUGGAAAAUGCAUGUUUUAAUUUAAAUUUUGUAACUUUUGAUAGCAUAAUUACUUUAUUAGCUAGCCCUAAUUUCCGACAUUUUAUUAUAUAAAAGUGUAUUGUGUACCAUUGUAAAUUCACAUACCGUAUCUCUAGAACGUUAUCUAUUGCAAAAUGCAGUGUUCUUUAAGUUGUUUCUUCUGUAGGGUGAAAUAUGUCUCCGGCCUUCACUUUCUAAGCUCCGCUGUCAUAAAUUGACUUACUAAAAUCAGCAGGUAAUCUUCAUCUCUGUAUUUAAGAAUUUGUUUGCAGUUCUGUAUGCGGUAGGCUCAGUGACUUAUCUGAGGAGUAGACGUGGCAAGCAGGUCUCCCAUUCUGGGUUCUCUCUGCCUUUAUCAUCAUUAAAUUCUCAGAAAAAUGUUAAUCUUUUUACACUGCUGGCAGUCUCAGUGAUAACUUGUUAAUGGUGUAGCAGUUACCUCUGUCUAAAUCUUUAAUUUGAAGAUCCUUUUCAUACAAGCUCCUGCAAUCUGAUCUCAAGUGUAAAUUGUACAAACAAAUAACAGUUCUGUGGUGAAGGGAGGGACUGAAUGUAGUGAUUGCAGCUUUAUUGAGUCCUUGGUGAGGGCUGGAGUUGGAGGGCAGUUGCAGUCUUGUGAACUGUGCUGGGAUUGGAUGUCUGGUGUGAAAAUACAUUUAUUCUGGGAUAACAGGAGCUAACUUAGGUACUUACACACUUAGAUUGAUAAAGUUGUUGCCAGUAUUGUGCAAUGUAAAAGAGGAGGUGUAUGCUAUUAUGUCAAUGUCAGAAAAUCCAGUUCAAGUGAAUUUAGCCUCACAUAGGCCUGGCAGAGCUCUUCUGAGAUAUGAAAUCCAAUCUCUCUACUAUCAUAUCACAUAAUCCCUUUAAUAACCUUCAGAAGUUCAGUCUCAAAGGAAAUUGGGUGUAUUUUCCUUAGUCAGAACAACGUACUUGCUUGCUGAGUUCUUGGCACAUCUUGUUUUUCCUACAGGCCCUUCAGAAGACGAGCAAAUAUUGAUUUGUGAUCAACUUUGUUUUACUACACUGGCUGCUCUGAAAGUAAUGCCUGUCAUUAAUUUCCAUGGAAACUACAAGAGCUACAGCUCUAUUUGAUAAAGCAAAUUCUCAGAUACAAUGUACUAUUUUUCAAUAUAGUCACCCCCAUUAGCUUCAUUUACACCAGCAAUGACCAAGAGCCUGCAUGCCAUGCUUGUAAAAAAAUAAAAAUAAAAAUAAAUCUACAUGGCUGCCCACAACAGGGCUUGUCUUCCCUGUUGCUGGUGCCACUGCUGAAAUGCACCACCUCACUGUGCUCACAUCCACUGUUUGGUCUCCAUGAAUGUCACUGGGUGCCAAUUUUUCUGUAAGGAGGAACUCAGUGACACACUUUUGCUUCACCCACUCUUCCACAUCAGAUCCAUUCUCUCAGACUGCCCCUCUGCUGCCAUCCGUCACAUGGCAAUAAACUGUAAUGGAAUAUUGGUGGGAAGAUUUAACUUCUACUGCCAUCCCACCAACAACCACCUCUGACAUCAUGGAGCAACAUAAUAAAAUAGGAGGCAUUACUUUGAGAGCAGCUCUUGUACCUCAUAGCUGGGAAAAUGAAUAAUGGCAAUCAAGUGCAUGCAGUACAAUGCAGUGUAGUGGUUGUCCUCUUGUAUUUACAACUGAUUAAAAAAAAGUUGGCCAUCUUCUUGGCAAGCUCAUGGCCUCUGAUAGAUUCAGACUUCACAAUUUUUCUUCUUCAUCAUUAAAUUAGCUUUCUUGGGAUGAGGCCUUGUAAAUACAGGAGUUGGUGGCUAUGCCCCAAAAUCAAGCCAUGUUUCUGAGAGUAUUGGCUGAACUCUGACAGCUUUGGGCCCUAGCAGCCUCUUCCAGGGCCUGAUGAUCCUCUGGUGAGGAACCUUUCCCUGGUACUCAACCUGACUCUUCCCAACACAGAUCUGUGUAGUUUCCCCAUUUACUGGAGUUCAGCUGUUUGUGGCAUCCUAUAAUUCUCUGCCAAUGCAGUCCUUAGCAUUUGCAAUCCCGUCAUUUUACUUCAUGAUCUGUAUUUCUGGAUCUCAGAAAAACUUCCUUAUGUUGAUGUGUCCACACAUGUUCCUGUUCCCUGACUUCUAAUAGCAGCUUCAUAUCAGAUUCAGAAUAAUGCUUGGUGAAAAUUAACCUUAAUUCCCAGACAAGCUGAGGAUGCUCUGGACAUUUCUCAGUCUUACAAAAGAUGAGAACAGGUAAAGGGAAGGAAAAAGAAACUUCAUAGCAUUUGUCUAGCUAGGAAGGGGAUAUUGUUUGCAGACCUUUUAGUUCUCUAUCCCCUUCCUCUCACCUCAGUCCUCAUCCUUUCUGCAACUUUCUGUAACUACUGCACUACUGAAAGGGCAGCUGGGGACUCUGGAGAAAGGAGAAGAGCUCUUAAGUAAAAUGUGCUUAAAACCACCUAUUUCCACUCUGGUGAAAGCAGAAGGGAGGUACUGAGCCCUAAGAUGCUCUCAUUUCCCAAAAUCUCUUCCAGUUUCCAUGCUAGGUAGAGCCUCUUUCUUAUGGAUUAUCAGCUAGGCUGAGAAUGGUGGAAAGAACAGAAGCCAGAAGGAGAGAGCUGCUGAACUGUCAUACCCUCAGUCUGUAAGAAAGCCAAGCAGAGUGCUGUUGUGUAAUAAAACCUCAAAAUCCUGGGCAGCUCCAAGCUCAUGUUGUACCAGAAGUUUGUUGAAUGUUUUGUGUUAACAAACCAAGUCAUUUUGCCUUACAGGAAGCAACCAAAAAUCAUGAGCCAGAUGAAUAAUUGGCAAAGGAUCUCUGUAUCUUUAGCUCAUGGAAAUGAACUUGCAGUAGCAGCCAUACAACAGUUUUGGUUGUUUUUUUCUGUUGUUCUUGUUUUUAAAAUUAAUUUGAUUUCAUGGCUUUCUGUAGAAUAUUGUAAUAAUUCUGCUGUAAAUACAAUAAAAAUCACAAUUUGCUGA
Messenger RNA from Meleagris gallopavo (turkey), 8373 nucleotides. The record is from RefSeq and is a predicted model, not a curated record. NCBI's taxonomy places the organism in Eukaryota, Metazoa, Chordata, Aves, Galliformes, Phasianidae.